UCACAGUGGCGUCGGCCACGUUCAGCGGACUCGGGAGCAAGAUGGCGAUUCCGGGCAGGCAGUAUGGGCUUAUUUUGCCAAAGAAAACACAGCAGUUGCUCCCUGUUUUGCAAAAACCAUCAGUGUUUGGGAAUGAUUCUGAUGAUGAUGAUGAGACCUCCGUGAGUGAAAGCCUUCAGAGGGAAGCUGCUAAGAAGCAGGCCAUGAAACAGACCAAACUGGAAAUCCAGAAGGCCCUUGCAGAAGAUGCUACUGUGUAUGAAUAUGACAGUAUUUAUGAUGAAAUGCAGAAAAAAAAGGAGGAAAAUAAUCCCAAAUUGCUUUUGGGGAAAGACCGAAAGCCCAAGUAUAUUCACAACUUGCUAAAAGCUGUUGAGAUCAGAAAAAAGGAACAGGAAAAAAGAAUGGAAAAGAAAAUCCAGAGAGAACGAGAAAUGGAAAAGGGAGAGUUUGAUGAUAAAGAAGCAUUUGUGACGUCUGCAUAUAAGAAAAAACUGCAAGAGAGAGCUGAGGAGGAAGAAAGAGAAAAGAAGGCUGCUGCACUGGAAGCAUGUUUGGAUGUAACCAAGCAGAGAGAUCUCAGUGGAUUUUAUAGGCACCUAUUAAAUCAAGCAGUUGGUGAAGAGGAAGUACCUAAAUGCAGCUUUCGUGAAGCCAGAUCUGGUAUAAAGGAAGAAAAAUCAAGGGGCUACUCCAAUGAAGUAAGUUCAAAAAGCAGAAUACCACAGGAGAAAUGCUUUCUUCAAACUGAUGUGGAAGUGGAGAAAAACCCAGAUGCAGACAGUGACUUUGAUGCUAAGAGCAGUGAGGAUGAUGAAGUAGAAGAAACUAGAGUGAAUUGCAGAAGGGAAAAGGUCAUAGAGACUCCUGAGAAUGACUCCAAGCACCACAGGAAUCAAAACCACUCUCGGUCACCUAGUGAAGAAAGAGGGCACAGUGCCAGACACCACACGAAAGGAUCACGAACAUCGAGAGGACAUGAGAAAAGGGAAGAUCAGCACCAACACAAGCAAUCCAGAGACCAGGAGAACCAUUACACUGACCGCGAUUACUGGAAAGAAAGGGAUUCUCAUAGGCACAGAGAGGCCAGUCAUAGAGAUUCCCAUUGGAAGAGGCAUGAACAGGAGGAUAAACCAAGGGCAAGGGACCAAAGAGAAAGAAGUGACAGAGGGUGGAAAAGGGAGAAAGACAGGGAGAAGUAUUCCCAAAGAGAACAAGAAAGAGAUAGACAACAAAAUGAUCAGAACCGACACGGUGAGAAAGGAGAGAAGGAAGAGAAAAGCAAAGCAAAAGAAGAGCAUAUGAAAGUAAGGAAGGAAAGAUAUGAAAAUAAUGAUAAAUACAGAGAUAGAGAAAAACGAGAAGUAAGUGUUCAAUCUUCAGAAAGAAAUCGAGACAGAAAGGAAAGCAGCCCAAAUUCUAGGGCAAAGGAUACAUUUUUUGACCAAGAAAUAUCCAACAAAAUGAGAAACAUGGCAAAGGACAAAGAAAGAAACCAGGAGAAAGCCUCUAAUUCUGAAUCAUCCCUGGGAACAAAACACAGACUCACAGAGGAAAGGCAAGAGAAGGGUAAAGAACCAGAGAGACCACCUGAGGCAGUGAGCAAGUUUGCAAAGCGGAACAAUGAAGAAACUGUAAUGUCAGCUAGAGACAGGUACUUGGCCAGGCAGAUGGCGCGGGUUAAUGCAAAGACCUAUAUUGAGAAAGAAGAUGAUUGAUGGCUACCCUAAGAGAAAGAUAGUUUGGAGGGCAUUUUAAAUUUUAUUUUCAAAAUAUUAGGUUAAAAUCAAAAGUCGGUCUUAAAGUUUGGAUGUUUGGCUGAAUUUAUAUAUAGUAUGUACUCAUCAUUACCACAUUCUUUGUUGUAUUCAAGAACUGUGAGAGUGUGCUAAUUCCCUGUAGGUACAUAAUGAGGAAAAUUGGCUCCACCACAACCAUUAAAAAAUAAUUUUGGCCAGAUGUGGUAGCUCGUGCCUGUAAUACCAGCAUUUUGGGAGGCCAAGGCAGAAGGAUCACUUGAGACCAGGCAUUCAAGACCAGCCUAGGCAGGAUAAUGAGACCUUGCCUCUAUUUAAAAAACAAAACACCUGGCAUGGUAGUGCAUGCCUGUAGUCCCAGCUGUUCGAGAGGCUGAGGCAGGAAGAUCACUUGAGCCUAGGAAUUUGAUGUUACAGUGAGCUGUGAUCAUACCACUGCACUCCAACCUGGGCGACAGAAUGGGACCCUGUCUCUAAAAAAAAAUUUUUUAAUAAAUAAUUUAACUCUUCUAAUAAUGUUUUGUUGCAGGAGCUGUUUGUUUUAUAAAUAUUGUAUUUCAGAUGAAAUAUGGAUUUGAAAAAUAGAAAAUAUACUUUAUGUUCUGAAAUUUGUAUUAAAGUGUAAAAUGUGAAUCAUACAUCUUGUCUAGCUUACAGCAUAGUUGGCUUAAAUGAAAAUAAAAUGAUAUGCUUAUACAUUU
Molecule: messenger RNA, 2458 nt
Organism: Piliocolobus tephrosceles (Ugandan red Colobus)
Lineage: Eukaryota; Metazoa; Chordata; Mammalia; Primates; Cercopithecidae
Gene: NSRP1
Product: nuclear speckle splicing regulatory protein 1
Exons: 7
Coding region: 42-1718 (558 amino acids)
Biological process (GO): regulation of alternative mRNA splicing, via spliceosome
Source: RefSeq, a predicted model, not a curated record